AUGGCUUCUGGUUACGACAGAGCUCUGUCUGGCAGUCCGGAUGGACACGUCUUCCAGGUCGAAUAUGCCGGUGAAGCGGUCAAAAGAGGGACCUGCGCCGUCGGCGUCAAGGGCAAGAACGUCGUUGUGCUUGGAUGCGAGAAGCGAUCAGCCAUGAAGUUACAAGACACCCGCAUCACGCCGUCCAAGAUUCAGCUCCUCGACACCCAUGCCGCUUUGGCUUUCGCCGGCCUCAAUGCUGAUGCCAGAAUCCUGGUCGACAAGGCACGUUUGGAAGCCCAGUCUCACCGUCUGUCGGUGGAGGAUCCCGUCACCAUUGAUUACAUUACCAAGCACGUCGCAGGUGUGCAGCAACGAUACACCCAGGCUGGCGGUGUUCGACCAUUUGGUAUCAGCACGCUUGUUGUGGGUUUCGACCCUGGCAGCAAAGUUCCCAGACUUUACCAGACGGAGCCGUCUGGCAUCUACUCGGCAUGGAAAGCAAAUGCCAUUGGCCGGUCGAGCAAAACGGUCCGCGAGUUUCUGGAGCGCAACUACAAGGAGGAAAUGGACCGAGAGGCCACCAUUCGACUGGCCAUCAAGUCUCUGCUGGAGGUAGUGCAGACUGGCGCCAAAAACAUCGAGAUUGCUCUUAUGGCUCCUGGUGUCGCCAUGGAGAUUCUACCAACCGAUGAAAUCGAGGGAUAUGUGAAGGAGAUUGAGCAGGAAAAGCAAGAAGAAGCUACCAAGAAGAAAACGGGACGGGCGCCCGCAACUGGAAGCACAGCCAUCCCCACGAGAGGAGCCACCGACUCGGCUGCUGAGUGA
Molecule: messenger RNA, 807 nt
Organism: Ustilaginoidea virens
Lineage: Eukaryota; Fungi; Ascomycota; Sordariomycetes; Hypocreales; Clavicipitaceae
Exons: 4
Coding region: 1-807 (268 amino acids)
Biological process (GO): ubiquitin-dependent protein catabolic process
Cellular component (GO): proteasome core complex; proteasome core complex, alpha-subunit complex; nucleus
Source: RefSeq, a predicted model, not a curated record